UGGCUGCAGCUACAGUUAUCAAAGCUAUCAAUGAAUCUAUUGAUCUGAUUAUUAAUCAGUCGAAUUAGAGUCUUGGUGGAUUCUGCAGAUUCUUUUAUUUUUGAUUAUUUAAUGUUAAAAACAUCGAGGAGUUUUGAACAGAUUUACAGAAAAGAUUUUAUUAUCUUAAAAACGUAGAUUUGUUUUGUUCAGGUUUGGUUUCAUUCCUGCUCUGUUCUUUCAGCCACUCUAUAACUAAUAAUCGAUUACUAAAUUAGGUAACUAUUUUCCAGUAAUCGAUUCCUCAUGAUUCAUCGUUUGGACUUUUAAAGAUUUAGUUCAGAUGUUAACUGGGUGAAAAGAUGUUUCACCUUAUUGAUCAGUGAUUAUAUGUUUUAUCAAAUCUAAUCUGCAGCAGAACCCCUGAAACCCGACAGUCUGAGGCAGAUUAUGCUGAGCAGAAUGAAUAAUCUGUGGGAUUAUUAUGGAGGGGAACAGUUUGGGUUUCAGGAUGGUCCUGUGAGUCGGUCAUACUGAAGCAUCACAUCAGGUGAUCAUGAAUGUGGAAGUUGUUGGAAUAUAAUUUACCGAUCUGGUGAAACGCUGCAGAAGCUGCUUCCUGCUUCACUUUCACUUCUUUUCCUUAGUUUCUCGUUUCAAACAGAAACGGAUCCAGAGCUCCAGGAUCUGGUUUGUUUCUUCUUGUCGUUACAGUGACAGAAGAGUCGGACCGGCCGCCGUCCAGCCUGAAGAAACGAGACUUUUCUCAUUCAGACAAACUACCAGACUCUGAUCAACUACUGCAGUUACCUACAGCAUGUUCCUAGAAUAAUGUAUUCAGAUUAAAUUGUAUUCUGGAACUUGGUUCAGCUUAACUAAUUAAGUUUCAUUAAUUAAUGUUGCGGUGGACAUUUGCGACUCUGGAAAUGAUCUUUGUGUGGCUGCUAGUGCAGUUCAGGAACAGAACAGAUUAGAGAUGCACCAAUAUGAAAAUGUGAGCCGAUAUUGAACCGAUAUUUACCGAUAUGAUGUUUAUUACUCAUAUUAUAUUAUAUAUCAUCAGAUAUCAAAUGAAUUAUACUGAACUACAGGACCGAACUAAAAAAGAUGGAAAUCCUAUUUAGAUUGAAAAAUGAAUUCAUAGAAAACUGUUAAUAGAAAACAUUCAACUGUAAACAUCUAGAAACUCUGGAUCUGUGAUUCAGGCAGAAAUUAGAUUUUCUACUUUGAUUCAUUAAAAUAUGUUUUAAUUAGUAAAUUUGGCUGACUGGUCUGACUGGUGUGUUUCCAGUAGCUCUGACUGGUCUGACUGGUGUGUUUCCAGUAGCUCUGACUGGUCUGACCGGUGUGUGCAGGAGCGCUGCUGGACAUGCUGCAGCGGACCGGGAUGAAGGGCUACACGGCGUUCCUGGAGAGCCUGGAGCUGGACUACCCGCAGCUGUACAGCCGGAUCACGGGGAAGGAGCCCAACAAGACCUUCAGCAUCCUGAUCGACACGGCGGGAGAAUCGGGCCUGACCCAGUUCCUGAUGUCGGAGCUGAGCCGCCUGCAGAGGGUGCUGCAGGACGAGCGGAGGCGGCGCCAGGAGGCCUGCUCCGUGGCCCAGGAACAGGAGGCGUGGUCCCGGCAGCAGAAGCUGAAGGAGCGGGAGCUGAAGAAGCUGACUGAGCGCGUGCAGAAGCUGCGUGAGGAGCGCGAGCAGCUGACCGAGGAGCUGAAGAGGCUCCGCCUCCACAACUACAACCUGAUGGCCGACGUCACCAGCCUGACGAAGGACAAGAGCAACGCCCUGCUGGCCAACAGGGACCUGCAGAUAGAGGUGGAGCGUCUGAAGCACACGGUGCUGCGGGCGGAGAGCGAGACACGGCUGCUGAAACGGAGGACCGUGAGGCCGCUGCAGCAGAGCAGAAUCCUGACUCCGCCCUCUGACGCCUUUCUUCAACUCAACGACCAGGAGGAGCAGCAGGAGGCGCAGCAGGAGGCGCAGCAGGAGGCGCAGCAGGAGGCGCCGCCUCAGGGGAAGCAGCAGGAGGAGCUGCAGGAGGAGAAGAAGCCGGACAGGAGGGAGGAGCUGAAGGAGGGCCAGCGGAUCGGCCGCGCGUCUCCACAGAUGAACCUCCUGACCACCGUGUUCAGGCUGAGGAGGGAACUGCACAAGGUCGAGGAGCAGAGGGCAAAGAGCGUGGAGGAGAAGGAGGAGCUGAGCCUCCGCUGCGCUCAGCUGAAAGGAGACACCAAGAUGUACCGGCAGCAGACCAAGCAGACGGUCCGGCAGCUGGAGGAGGUGAUCCGAGAGCGGGACAAGGCUCUGGUGGCGCAGGCGCAGCAGCAGGAGGAGGCGCGGCUCCACCUGCAGGAGAAGGACCGGUACAGGGAGCGCGUCCGGCAGCUGGCCGAGAAAACGGACAAGCUGGAGCUGCUGCUGCUGAGGUCACAGGGGGAGGAGCUCCAGCUGAGGACACGCCUCCGCAAGAUGACCUUCAACUCCCAGCAGUUUGAGAGGAACGUGAGCAGCGAGGAAGACGAGAGCGCCGCUAAAGGCAGCAGUGAGGAGGUUCCCAGCGGGACGUCGGGGGAGAACGAGGAGCCGGCCGCUCCGCCGCAGGAACCCGGCUCCCCAGCAGGGGGCCCCAGAGAGUCGGAGCGCAGGCCCAACAAUGUUGCAUCAUGGGACGAGCAGCAGGACGGCAGUUUCUUCACGUUGAGUCGACCCAACUUCAGGAAGCGAGCCCUGAGGUCAAAGUUCCCCAGCGGAGAGUCGGUGGCCUGUAACGUGGGGGACAGCACCGGCAGCGAGUCGGACUGAGGACGGUCCGCUGGUUCUGACCCAGCAGCAGACUCAGUUCUGAUGAGGGUCCGGUUCGGUUCUGACGACGAUUCACCAAAAUAAACUUCUGUUGUGCCGCUUCUUUUA
This is a messenger RNA of Gambusia affinis (western mosquitofish), 2893 nucleotides long. It is a transcript of the gene card9, whose product is annotated as caspase recruitment domain family, member 9. Lineage: Eukaryota; Metazoa; Chordata; Actinopteri; Cyprinodontiformes; Poeciliidae. The record is from RefSeq and is a predicted model, not a curated record. Gene Ontology annotation, biological process: regulation of apoptotic process; positive regulation of canonical NF-kappaB signal transduction. The transcript has 12 exons. The coding region runs from base 1349 to 2785 and encodes 478 amino acids.